AUGAAUGGAAUUAAAGAAAAUGAAAAGAAAAUCUUUGCUUUUAUAUUUAAACUUCCUGAUAACAUUAUAGAAUAUUAUGAAAUGAAUUCAACAGCAGAAAAUACAUAUAAACAAGCUAAAGAAAUUCUUAUAUCUAAAUAUAAUUCCUUCAUUUGUCACGAUCAAAUGUUUGAUCUGGAUGAAGUCCAGCAAGUUUUAAGUCUUUGUGUAAAGAUAUCUUUCCAUCUUGGUUUUGGUUUUCCUCUUGGUCUUUUACCAUCUAUCUUUAUUUGUAAACUAGUUUUUUCGACUGAUGAUUCUUUAGAUCUCAGCACAUAA
This is a messenger RNA of Strongyloides ratti, 318 nucleotides long. RefSeq lists its product as hypothetical. Lineage: Eukaryota; Metazoa; Nematoda; Chromadorea; Rhabditida; Strongyloididae. The transcript is spliced from 2 exons. The coding region runs from base 1 to 318 and encodes 105 amino acids. The record is from RefSeq and is a predicted model, not a curated record.